GGCAAAGUGUGGAGGGAUCGGGCUGAGCCCGCAGUUCCUGCCGAGCGAUGCCCCCCGGAUCCAUGCGGUGACAGCACAGCCAUGCCGGGGCUACCAGCUCUGCUCCUCAUCGCCUGCUGCCUGGAGCUGCUGCCAGGGGCCCCUGCUGCACCCCCCGGGGCCCCCCAGAGACCGCCACCUGCAAAGGCGAUUGGAGGAUCCCCCGAGUUCUCUCCACCCAGUCAGGAAACGCAUCGGUGGAGAGAAGCUCCAGACAGACCUUCCAGACGCCGGAGGUCACUGAGUGAGGUUAAAGGUCGGCCCCUCCCCUCCUCCAGCAGCUUUUCUCAAGGAGAUUUACAGAGUCUGUCGGAGGCCAAUCUGAGCUCCGAAAACCCAAAUAUUCAGGUCUCUAUCGAGGUGGAUCCUGACUCCCAGACCGAGUUUGAGCUGGACCUGUCUGACUCCCGCACCGACUGGGCCUCCCAGCAUGAGCUUUUCUGGCCCCUGUUUUGGGAAUACAACGACCUCUCUGAGGGCGAGACCACAACAAUCGGGACAGACGCCCCCGAGGACACCAGAGACUUCUCCUCACAGUAUGAGUGGGAGGACAAUGUCCUCAGUGGAGUGGGAGCAGAGACUAAUCCACGUGAGAAUAACUGGUUGUCUGAGGACAAGUAUCAGUACGAUUAUGAGGAGGAGGAGUGGAGUUCUUGGUCCCCAUGCAGCGCCACCUGCGGUCGCCCCAGUCAGAAACGUACCAGAUCCUGUGGCUACGGCUGCUCUGCCACCGAGUCCCGAGUCUGUGAUCUCCCACUGUGCCCAGGAGAGGAGACACCUGAGAAUCUGACCCAGGGCACCCCGAACAGUGCGACAGCUUCGCCUGACUCGGACGCCUGUGACCGCUGGCUGACCUGUAAAAGUGACUUCCUGAGCAGCUAUUUGCACCGUGUCCUCACAGAACUGCCCAGCUGCCCCUGCUCCUUCCCGUCAGAGGCAGUUUACGGCUCACUAACCCUGCGCGAUGAAGCUCUAGGACGCAGUUUUCGAUGGAGAGAUGCCAGCGGGGGCCGAGAGAGACUGGAUAUUUAUACCCCAGGGGCCACGUUCUGCCUGCGCUCCCUCUUAUCCCGAGACAGCAGCAGCCUGGGAGCUCAGCAUUGCUGCUAUGACCAAUCCAUGAAGCUGCUCACUCGGGGUCGGGGGGCUGGGACCCCCAACCUUAUCAGUGCGGACUUCUCUCCUGAACUUCACUAUAAGGCUGAUGUGUUGCCGUGGAUACUGUGCAAAGGGGACUGGAGCCGUAUCCACUCCCUGCGCCCCCCAAACAAUGGGCGCCGGUGCCAAGAGAACCCCUCGGAAGCCGAAUACCAGGCGCAGCUGCAGGAAGCCCGGGAAUACUAGAGGCAGCGCAUCUCCUGCGCCGUUCAUCGGCAUCCGCUGGCAAUCGCUUGUAAUUUGCCUAAACCUUUUAUAAAUAGCCGUUUCUCUACGCGGUAUUGUUG
Spea bombifrons (plains spadefoot toad) is the source of this 1484-nucleotide messenger RNA. It is a transcript of the gene ISM2, whose product is annotated as isthmin 2. The coding region runs from base 82 to 1383 and encodes 433 amino acids. The transcript is spliced from 6 exons. NCBI's taxonomy places the organism in Eukaryota, Metazoa, Chordata, Amphibia, Anura, Pelobatidae. The record is from RefSeq and is a predicted model, not a curated record.